CCUCCCCGGCGCGGCGGAUCCCCUCUUCUUCCUCCCUCCUUGAAGGGCAUCGACGGGGCUGCCAAGGCCGGCCACAUGUUACCGGAAGCCAGGCGAACGUGUGCGGGACACUUGAAUUAAUUCGCUCCCUUUAUUCCCUCCUCCUCCUCCUCCUCCUUCUCCUCCUCCUCCUCCUCCUUCUUCUUCUUCUUCUUCUUCCGAGGCGGAGAUGCUGGUCUUCUCCCUUUGACUGUGGGGCUGGAUGUGUCCUCCACAAGGCAUAACCACGUGAAUGACAAGUCCAAUGGAGAACCUUCUGCUUUAUCUGAUGGUCCUCUGUGCGGCUGUCAAGCCCCACAAGGUUCAAGUCUGUCCUAAGCGUUGCGUGUGCCAGGUGCUCAACCCCAAUUUGGCCACACUGUGCGACAAAAAGGGGCUCCUGUUCGUGCCCCCCAACAUCGACCGGCACACGGUGGAAAUGCGCCUGGGGGAUAACUUUGUCACCAGCGUCAAGCGCAAGGACUUCGCCAACAUGACCAAGCUGGUGGACCUGACGCUUUCCCGCAACACCAUCGGGACCAUCGUGCCGCACGCCUUUAAGGAUCUGGAGAACCUGCGGGCGCUCCACCUGGACAGCAACCGGCUGACGCGCAUCACCAACGACACCUUCAGCGGCAUGUCCAAGCUGCACCACCUCAUCCUCAACAACAACCAGCUCACCCACAUCCAGAUCGGCGCCUUCAACGACCUGACGGCACUGGAGGAGCUCGACCUGUCCUACAACAACCUGGAAAGCGUUCCCUGGGUGGCCAUCCAGAGAAUGUCCAGCCUCCACACCCUCAACCUGGACCACAACAUGCUCAGCUACAUCCCCGAGGGGACCUUCUCGGGCCUGCAGAAGCUCAAGAGGCUGGACGUGACCUCCAACAAGCUCCAGAAGCUACCCCCCGACCCCAUAUUCCAGAGAGCGGGGGUCCUGGCCACCUCUGGGAUCAUGGAGCCCACGUCGUUCGCGUUGAGCUUCGGCGGGAACCCGCUGCGGUGCAACUGCGAGCUGCUCUGGCUGCGGAGGUUGCGACGCGAGGACGACCUGGAGACCUGCGCUUCGCCUCAACACCUCGCCGGACGCUAUUUCUGGACCGUGUCGGAAGAGGAGUUCCUGUGCGAGCCUCCUCUCAUCACCAGGCACUCUCAGGAGCUGCGGGCCCUGGAGGGUCAGAGCGUGACGCUACGGUGUAAGGCUCGGGGGGACCCGGACCCCAUCAUCCACUGGAUCGCCCCCGACGGACGCCUGAUGUCUAACUCGUCAAGAGCCUCCGUGCACGCCGACGGCACUCUGGACAUCUUCAUCAGUACAGUCAAGGACUCGGGUUCCUUUACUUGCGUGGCGUCCAACCCGGCCGGCGAAGCCCAGCAGAAGGUGCACCUGGUCAUCGCAAAGCUGCCGCACAUCAUCAACAGCACGGCCGCCGACCAGGAACCCGACCCGGGGUCUUCGGACAUCGCCACGGUGACUAAAACGGGGGCCGAGGCUCCGGGCGGCGGGGUGCCCCCGGGGAACGCCAAGACCGGCCAGGAGAAGAAAGUGGUCAUAGCCGAGGCCACGUCCACCUCGGCCAUGGUCCACUUCAACUUCCAGAGGAACAUUCCCGGCAUCCGCAUGUUUCAGAUCCAGUACAACGGGACCUACGAUGACUCGCUGGUGUACAGAAUGAUCCCGCCGACCAGCGAGAGCAUCCUGGUCAACAACCUGGCGGCGGGGACGCAGUACGACCUGUGCGUGCUGGCCAUAUACGACGACCAGGUCACCUCGUUGACCGCCACCCGGGUCAUCGGCUGCGUUCACUUCACCACCGAGCCGCAGUACCUGAGGUGCCAUUUCAUGCAGUCUCAGUUCCUGGGCGGGACCAUUGUGGUCAUCAUCGGAGGGAUUAUCGUGGCCUCGGUGCUGGCGUUUAUCAUUUUUCUCAUUGUGCGCUACCGGGUGUGCAACCAGGGAGACGCAGAUAAGGCUCUGGAGAUGGGCGACAUUUGUGCCCUGAGCAGCGACGGUCAACUUCAGGGCUGCGGACUCCCCAAAUCUCUGUCCAAGCAGAUCUUGCGUCCGGAGAAGAACGACAAGGAGUGUCUGCGAGUCGCUCUACCGGCCCUGGAGCCGGCCAAGCAGCGUGCGCCCGCCGUGAUCGGCGCCGCCAAACCCUCCCUACCCGACUGCACCGUGUCCACCUCGGCCGCCAGCCACAGUUGGCACCCGGCUUCCCCGGGCGCCUCAAGGGUAAAGCGUGCCGUCGCCCUGUCGAAAACCUCAGACGUCUGGCGGGCCGAGGCGCAAGCGGACGUCGAACUCAACAACGUCAACCGCAAUAACUCCUCAGAGGCGAAGAUGCCGCCCGUGGUACCCCGCGGCCAACCGGCCAAAUGGACUGCAGCUCCCAGGGUCCCGCGGGCGCGGCAGGCCCCUCGCCAGUACAUGACCGUACCCGCGGGGGGCGUCAGGGUCAACCGCAGACACUCCCUCAACGCGGACUCGUCCAGGGAGCGCUUGUACGUGGCCUACCCCAAAACGGGGGCCAGCCUGCGCUCCAAGCGAAGCCUGUCCAUGAGCGGCGAGCUACCGCAACUUCACAGCGCCACAAACAUUCAGCGGGCCCGCGCCAAGCUGUGCCACUCCGAAUGGCUCCUGGAGAGCACCUUAUGAUUCGGAGUUUACCGACUUAUUUUUGCUGAACUGGAUUUGCGGCUUGCCCGCCCGCCGAAGAACCGCCCGGCUCGUUGGCAGCGGUGGCGCUCGGCCGCUCGAGGGGGUUUGAAGGUCCGCCUCGCAAAUCAAAGGGAAUACAAGCGGGUUUACGGAGCCGCCUUUUGUUUUCUACGCUAUAACCAAUCGACGUGUUCUUCACAAGCGGACCACGAGAAGCACAACGUGUAUAAAACGAGCUGCUGUACAAAUGUUUUCCAAAGCGUAUAUCUCAAGGAGACUACGGAAGCCGUUGAAGCAUUUAUUACAUAUCCUUGACAUCCAGCUUAAAGUCCAUGUACUAGUGUUCUCUUUGUUGUCAUUAGUAGUACAAAUUUGGCAUACUAGUAGGACAACUAAAUGUAAGUAGUAAGGCAAAAACUGAAAAUUAGUGUGCUACUAGUCACAUAAAAUUCUACUGGUAAACACCUAGGGCUUCAGUAGUUUUCCUAGUAGCACACAGAUGUCAACUAGUGCACAAUUUUACCUCGCUGGUAGCAUGUAGUUGUCAUAAGAGUAUAAAAUGUCAUGUAGUAGUGGAAAAAAAACAAAAACAUUACUAGUAAGACAGUCUUUCUAUUAGUGUGCUGAAUUGUCUUACUAAUGAGGACAAUGAGCGUACUAGUACACGGACCUGAAGCUGGAGAGCAAGGAUAUGGAAUCAAUUCCCAAACGGCUUUCCAUCGGCGACCCUUAUUGUCAUUCCGAACGCAGUAACCCGGACACUCUGUACGAUAAAGACAGACGAGGACUCGCCUCUGAGUGACCUUGGCGCCGUUUUCUUUUUUGUGCGUGUGAAGAUAAUGAAUGUGCUUUUACAUCCCAGACGCAGCACAAUGCAGCAUUUCUUUUGUUGUUGUUGUUGUUGUUGUUGUUGUUUUGGUGGCACAAAGUUGACUCAGGCUGAUACUGCCCUCCGGUUUGAAUCAAUCAAAUCACUUUUAUCGCAUAAUGACGUAAAGACCCGACAAGCACGGUGACAUUACGCCGAGAUGGGUUCCGGAUGAAUGAAGACAUUUCGAUGCUUCCCUCCAACACCCCCACUGAUUCUUUUUUUCUUUCUGAACGUAUUACCACGCUGCUGUAAAUGAACUUGUAAGAGGAACAAGCAGAAGUGGGAAUCGGGAGAGGGUGUGAGCUCUUGAUUUUGCUGUUGUUUCUGUUUGAUGUUUAACAGUAUAAAUAAAGCAGUGAUACAAGGGACAUUUCACACGGGAUGUCCAG
Phycodurus eques (leafy seadragon) is the source of this 3940-nucleotide messenger RNA. RefSeq names its product leucine rich repeat and fibronectin type III domain containing 5b (gene lrfn5b). Lineage: Eukaryota; Metazoa; Chordata; Actinopteri; Syngnathiformes; Syngnathidae. The record is from RefSeq and is a predicted model, not a curated record. Gene Ontology annotation, molecular function: protein binding. The coding region runs from base 272 to 2677 and encodes 801 amino acids. The transcript is spliced from 7 exons.